AUGUCUUCGAGAUGCUGUAGGAACGAUAGCGCAACGACCACGACUUUAAAGUCUCUUCCUAACUUCGAAAUAGAAAAGCUGAGACACCUCUUAACUGUUCACGACGAUAUGGAUGUUGACAAGUCGAAACUUAUAGAACCCUUAUUACAACUAAUUAAACAAAAUCAUAUGUACCCGUACUAUGAAAAAAUAAAAGCGAAGUUGGGAAUCAUGGAAGAUGACCCGGAAAUAGAAAGUUUUAAGGAGUUGAACAAGAAGGCGGUGGAGGAAUUUGAUGAAAAAAUCGAAUUCGCAGAAAAGAACUUCGGCACCUCUGAAAUAAAGGAUGCAAUAGUGGACAAGGGAAACUUUUACUUUAAAAUCGGGGACGAGGAGAACACGGUUAAGGUGUACGAACUGGCGCUUGAAAAGACAGUCGGAGUGAACAGUAAACUGGAAAUAGUGCUGGCGAUCAUGAGAGCAGCAUUCUUUUUUAACGACGUGCCGCUGCUGGUGAAGUACAUGGAGAUUGCAAAACAGGACAUUGAAAAGGGCGGAGACUGGGAGCUGAGAAACAGGCUUCACAUCUACGAGGCAGUGCAGCUGAUGCUCUGCAGGAAGUUCAAGGAAGCGGCUGAACUGUUUUUGGACUCAAUGUCGACCUUCACAGCAACGGAGUUGAUAUCGCUCGAGGAACUGGUCUUGUAUUCAGUGACACUAUCACUGGUCACCAUGGAUAGGACCGUUAUAAAGAACAAGGUUCUAGGGUCCUCGGAAGUUAGUCAAGUGGCCCCCCCGGGGUCAUCUCUCUACCAACUGAUAAGUGAAUUUUACAACGGCAACUACAAGAACUACAUGAGGCACCUAGUUGAGGUCAGCAAGAUUAUAGUUAAGGAUCGCUAUCUGGGCCGUCAUUGCAGAUACUUCGUGAGACAGGCCAGACUGCCGGCCUACAGGCAGUUCCUGAGGCCCUAUAAGUCGGUGACGCUAAAAAACAUGGCAGACGCAUUCCAAGUUUCGAGCGAAUUCAUAGAAGAGGAGUUGGUCUCCUACAUCAGUGGCAUGAGACUUGACUGUAAAAUUGACAAAGUCAAUGGCAUUAUUGAGAACAACGUUGUGGACGAGAGAAACAAUAACUACGUUCAGACAAUUAAGCAGGGCGACCUUCUCAUCAAUAGGAUUCAAAAGCUGUCAAGGAUUAUCGACAUGUAG
Theileria orientalis strain Shintoku is the source of this 1191-nucleotide messenger RNA. RefSeq names its product 26S proteasome regulatory subunit. The record is from RefSeq and is a predicted model, not a curated record. The coding region runs from base 1 to 1191 and encodes 396 amino acids. Gene Ontology annotation, biological process: proteasome-mediated ubiquitin-dependent protein catabolic process. The transcript has 11 exons. Gene Ontology annotation, molecular function: protein binding. Lineage: Eukaryota; Apicomplexa; Aconoidasida; Piroplasmida; Theileriidae.